Vigna radiata var. radiata (mung bean) is the source of this 2440-nucleotide messenger RNA. RefSeq names its product protein ALP1-like. Lineage: Eukaryota; Viridiplantae; Streptophyta; Magnoliopsida; Fabales; Fabaceae. The transcript is spliced from 2 exons. The record is from RefSeq and is a predicted model, not a curated record. The coding region runs from base 211 to 1845 and encodes 544 amino acids.
UAUAACUAUAUAUAUAUAAAUAUAUAUUAAUUAAUAAUAAUAAUAAUUUCACAGGAAAGCAAACUGAAACUCAACACAAUCCUAAGAAUUGGUGUGAUUGAGUUUGUGUUCCUGUUCCUUCAAAUCUAAAGCCUCUGACUUUGUUUCUUUCAUUCUUUCUUUGAUUGUUUCUCGGUUUGGGUUUUGUUUUGUUUUGUUUUCUUUGUCUUUAUGAAACUCCCAACAACGUUUGCAGACCCUGAAUCCUUGUCUUACCUUUACACCUUGCUCCAAUCUUCCUUUGAUCAAAUGACCAACAGCAACAACAAUAACAACGCCAUAAGCAACAACGCCACUUCCGCAACGGCCAGAAAGCGCCGCAGAAAAAACCACGAUGGUGACGAUGACGAUGAUGGUGAUGGUGGCGAUGACGGCUCAUCCAACAACAACAACCUAGGAGAGAGUAACAGCAGGAGGAGCAAGAAGAAGAAGGAGGAGCUGAAGGGUCUGCUCACCUCGAUACUGUUGUUGGAUGAGCAAGAGAAGCUUGAGCAACAACAGAACAACAGGGUCUCCGAGGAGGAGAAGUUUUCGUUGGAAACAAAUCACAAGAAGAAAACCAAGGCCAUGCUUCAGUAUUACUCUAAUUUGGAUGAGUAUUACAGCCAGGUGGAGGAAUCGGAGAGGGUGAAGAGGAAGAAGUCACGCGGAAUGGCACGGGCGGUGGCGGUGGCUGCGUGUGAGAAGGAGGGUUUUGAAGGUGGUGGGAGUGUUGAGGGGGCGAAAUCUGGUGUGGGGGGUUCUCAGAGAAGGUUGUGGGUGAAGGAUCGUUCGGGGGCGUGGUGGGAUGAAUGUAACAAAGAGGAUUUUCCUGAGGAAGAGUUUAGGAAGGCUUUUAGGAUGGGAAGGGAAACUUUUGAUAUGAUAUGUGAGGAGUUGAAUUCUGCAAUUGUGAAGGAGGACACCACUUUGAGGAAUGCUAUUCCUGUGAGGCAAAGGGUGGCUGUGUGUUUGUGGAGAUUGGCCACUGGGGAUCCUCUUAGGAUUGUGUCUAAGAGGUUUGGAUUGGGCAUAUCAACUUGCCAUAAGUUGGUGCUUGAGGUUUGCACUGCAAUUAAGACUGUGCUUAUGCACAAGUAUUUGAAUUGGCCCGAUGACGGUGCAUUGAUGAGGGUGAAGACUGAAUUUGAGUCUGUUUCUGGGAUUCCUAAUGUGGUGGGGUCUAUGUAUACUUCUCAUGUGCCUAUCAUAGCUCCUAAGAUUAGUGUGGCUGCUUAUUUCAACAAGAGGCAUACUGAGAGGAAUCAGAAGACUUCUUAUAGUAUUACCGUUCAGGGGGUGGUAGAUCACAGAGGGGUGUUCACUGAUGUGUGCAUUGGUUGGCCUGGUUCAAUGCCUGAUGAUCAGGUGUUGGAAAAAAGUGCCCUUUUUCAAAGGGCUAAUGGUGGGCUUUUGAAGGGUGUUUGGAUUGUGGGGAGUUCGGGGUACCCUUUGAUGGAUUGGGUCUUGGUGCCUUAUAGUCAGCAGAAUCUGACUUGGACUCAGCAUGCUUUCAAUGAGAAGAUUGGGGAGGUUCAGAAGGUGGCUAGGGAUGCUUUUGCCAGGUUGAAAGGGAGGUGGAGUUGUUUGCAGAAGAGGACUGAGGUGAAGCUGCAGGACUUGCCGGUUGUGCUUGGGGCUUGCUGUGUUCUGCAUAAUAUAUGUGAGUUGAAGGGGGAAAAGAUGGACCCUGAGUUGAAGAUUGAUUUGAUGGAUGAUGAGAUGGUGCCUGAAGUUUCCUUGAGGUCAAUGAGUUCCAUGAAGGCUAGGGAUGCAAUUGCUCAUAAUCUUCUGCAUCAUGGUUUGGCUGGCACUUCUUUUCUUUAACUCAAAGUUUGCAGAAACACUCACUCUAUUGACAGAGGAAUGAAUGACGCAACCUUCCUAUGGAAGACAUAUUAUAAAUAAACAUCUAAACUCCUGAGAGGAGCUUCUAUCAAUCUAGUACAUCGUAUAUCUUGUCUUUUAGCCUCAAAAAUGCAUUGCUGAUGGAGUAGUUUUCGUAUGUGAUUAAAGUCAACUGUGAUCAAUUUUUGACUGGGAUGGUGUAGACAUAAUUGACAUUGAUAUGUAAGAAAAUGGUAUAAUAAGAGAUGGUAGUUUUACGUAGUGUUUGAUGCUGAUGCUUACUGACAGAACUUCUGCAUAAUUCAAUUUCAAAACAUGAUUAAGAAUAUAUCUAUAUCAUGAGUCAUUUUAACACUUCUUACAUUAGGGAGAGAGAAAAUAAAAGGAAAAAAUGUCUUGUAAGAAAAUGUCAUGAAAAGUGUGUGUGAAUAGCAUUAUUCUUAUUGCAUAGUUCUACACAUUCUUGGUCUUGGGAACAGUUUAGUUUAAAUUGUUGACCAGCAAGAUUUAACUAUCUAUCAUAGUUCUUUUUCAACUCGGCACAGUUGGAAAGACUUUUAUGGCAAUUUUUUUU